CCGGAAGCGCGCCGGUGGCGCUGGGGCGGCCGCGGACAUGUGCAGGAUGUCCUUCAAGAAGGAAACUCCACUUGCCAACGCCGCAUUCUGGGCAGCAAGGAGAGGAAACCUGGCUCUACUCAGGCUGCUGCUGAACAGUGGUCGGGUGGACGUGGACUGCAGGGACAGUGUACGGAUUGAUUCAUGCGGUAUUUGCAUGCCAAGAGCAUGCCAUUUCCCCCGUUGGCAAAAGAGCAGCUCAUCAACACAUUUCCCUUUUCAGUGCUUAUGUACUUUUUCAUGUGUUUGCUUGCUUUAUCCUUUUCAAAAAUUCCAAGCAUGGCACCACGCUCCUCAUGGUGGCCGCCUACUCUGGCCACAUAGACUGUGUGAGGGAACUGGUCCUGCAAGGAGCAGACAUCAAUCUCCAGAGAGAGUCAGGUACGACCGCCCUGUUCUUUGCUGCCCAACAAGGACAUAAUGACAUCGUGAGAUUUCUCUUUGAAUUUGGAGCAUCCACUGAGUGUAGGACCAAAGAUGGGGGCACUGCCCUUUUGGCCGCCAGUCAGUAUGGGCACAUGCGGGUGGUGGAGACCUUGCUGAAGCAUGGAGCCAAUAUCCACGACCAACUUUAUGAUGGAGCCACUGCACUCUUCCUAGCUGCCCAAGGUGGUUACUUGGACGUUAUCCGAUUACUUUUGUCUUCAGGAGCAAAAGUCAACCAGCCAAGGCAGGACGGCACGGCGCCGCUGUGGAUCGCGGCGCAGAUGGGCCACAGCGAGGUGGUGAGGGUGAUGCUCUUGCGCGGAGCCGAGCGCGACGCCGCGCGCAACGAUGGAACAACAGCAUUACUGAAAGCUGCCAACAAAGGGUAUAAUGAUGUUAUAGAGGAGUUGCUGAAAUUCUCACCCACCCUUGGUAUCUUGAAGAACGGGACGUCAGCGCUCCACGCAGCAGUGCUCAAUGGGAAUAUUAAAACAGUCGCGCUGCUCCUGGAAGCAGGGGCAGACCCAGCCCUGAGAAACAAGGCUAAUGAACUUCCAGCAGAACUAACCCAAAAUGAACGGAUAUUGCGUCUCCUCCGAAGUAAAGAAGGACACAGGAAGAGCUAACUUAGUUUAAUAUUUGACUGAAAGAUAGGAACCUUAAUCACAUUGUCCAAAGAGAAAUUGCAUUUCCAAUAAUGUUGGAAAUUCCUUUAAGAAAGAAAAUGCCUAGAAUGCCCAUCCUGGGUCCCUGACCAAGAAGAGCUGAGCCUUCUGCCCUGAGUCAAGAACAGAGCAGCUCAGGUACUCCUUCUCCUCACUUACAUGGGCCUCUCCAGUGGAGCCUGGCAGAUUCAUGCAUUCCAAAGAAACUCUUUAAACUACACUAACUUGGGUCUCUCAGUUAAAUGCUAAGAGUUAAACCCUCUAAGAAGUUUAAACAAGAAGACAGAAAGACUAAAAGUCUGACCUUCAAUGAAUCAAAGUACUUUUGUAUUCAAUGUAAGUGCUAAAAGAUAUAGCUCCAUUAUAUUUUACAUAUAUAUGUAUGUCACUCCAGUGUAAAAUGUUUUCUUCUAUUCAAGGAUCAUUCAUAGUCAUGAUAUUAUGAAUCAAGAAUGUGCAAAGUUACACUAUUAAAAAGCCACUUCUAACAUUCCACCAUGUGUUUUUCAAAGAUGAACAGUUGAACUAUAAAAGACAUUGUUAAAAAAAAAAAAAAAGACAUUGUUCAUUUGUGAGUUGAUACUCAAAUUAUUCCUAACAUGUAAAGUUCAUUUUUACCCAAAGUCAAUAUUAUAGGUAUGGUAAGAUAGAAGUGGCAAGUUUGAAAGUUCAGAAAAUUACAAACCGUAAGAAAUUUAGACUUUGUCUCCUUGAGCUUUUAUUUUGAUUGUAUUGCUGGGAAUCUGUUUCCCAUGCCAUGACUAAGCAGACUUAAUGUCAUGGAAACUUGAACUUGCAACACCACAUUGCUUGAUACAAUGACUUUGAGAUUCUUGGAUAAAAUGUGUUCUAUGCAAGUACAAUAUGUUGCUAUUACUAUUGCAGGAGUAUAAAUAAAAGACUGCUAAUAGUG
This is a messenger RNA of Manis pentadactyla (Chinese pangolin), 2043 nucleotides long. RefSeq names its product ankyrin repeat domain 29 (gene ANKRD29). Lineage: Eukaryota; Metazoa; Chordata; Mammalia; Pholidota; Manidae. Gene Ontology annotation, biological process: RNA processing. The transcript has 10 exons. The record is from RefSeq and is a predicted model, not a curated record. The coding region runs from base 336 to 1091 and encodes 251 amino acids. Gene Ontology annotation, molecular function: RNA nuclease activity; protein binding; RNA binding.